AUGGAUCCGUACCCGAUAAUACGGAUCCGUACCCGAUUUGCAGCAGGGGUUUCUUUCCGCACCGAAGAACAAACCCUUCUUCGAAGACUACCUGAGUUUUUGUUUGAGAUGGAUAUUAGAGAAGAGCAUGAAGAAAUCUUGUUGGUUUUGGAAGAAAUAAUUAGCAUUUCCAAGUAUUUCCUUAUGCCAAAACCUAUUGACGAGGGCUGUACAGACGUUCGGUGGAAAGUGUUCAAGGGAUGUUUGGGAGCAUUAGAUGGUACUUAUGUCAAAGUUAGGGUUGCCCAAGAAGAUAAAGUGCGGUAUAGAAAUCGAAAGGGAGAUAUCUCGGUAAACGUGCUAGGUGUGUGCGAUGCAAGUAUGUGUUUUAGUUAUGUUUUGACUGGAUGGGAGGGUUCUGCGGCUGAUAGUAGAGUCCUUCGAGAUGCCGUUUGUAGACCGAAUGGUUUGAGAAUCCCCGACGGAAAUUACUAUCUUUGCGAUAAUGGAUACACAAAUGGAGAGGGUUUUUUAGCCCCGUAUAGAAGUGUGAGGUAUCACUUGGAUGAAUGGGAUGGUAAUAAUGCGCCUCAAAAUUAUAAGGAAUUUUUCAAUAUGAAGCAUGCGAAGGCUCGAAAUGUAAUAGAAAGAUCCUUUGGGCUGUUGAAGUCACGUUGGGGCAUCUUGCGCACUAGUUCGCAUUAUCCUAUCAAAGUCCAUAACCGUAUUAUCAUGGCGUGUUGCUUGUUACAAAACUUUAUUCGUAAAGAAAUGGCCGUCGACCCAUUGGAAACAAGACUUCCACCCAUCCACAAUCCCACUAAUGAUCCUGAACUUAGAUUUAUUGAAAGUGUAGAAACUUCACAACAAUGGGUGUCGUGGAGGGACGAUAUUGCGAGAGCCAUGUACGACGAGUGGAGGAGCAGACGAUAG
Molecule: messenger RNA, 912 nt
Organism: Erythranthe guttata (spotted monkey flower)
Lineage: Eukaryota; Viridiplantae; Streptophyta; Magnoliopsida; Lamiales; Phrymaceae
Source: RefSeq, a predicted model, not a curated record